Priapulus caudatus is the source of this 1665-nucleotide messenger RNA. Its product is annotated as sodium- and chloride-dependent GABA transporter 1-like. The record is from RefSeq and is a predicted model, not a curated record. Lineage: Eukaryota; Metazoa; Priapulida; Priapulimorpha; Priapulimorphida; Priapulidae. Gene Ontology annotation, cellular component: membrane. Gene Ontology annotation, biological process: sodium ion transmembrane transport.
AUGUCGUCGGCAACGACGUCGGGAAGUCCGACCGACGGCACGACGAAGGCGCCGUUCAACGGCACCGUCACAUGUCCGGACGCGAUGACCGUCGGCGACGAGAAGACCGUCGUCGAUGUGACGCAGCAGCGCGACAGCUGGACGGGCAAGUUGGACUUCAUCAUGUCGUGCGUCGGCUACGCGAUCGGACUUGGCAACGUGUGGCGCUUCCCCUACUUGUGCUACCAGAACGGAGGCGGCGCUUUCUUGAUACCGUAUUUGAUCACGCUGUUUUUCGCUGGAAUUCCGCUGUUUUUCCUCGAGUGUGGUCUAGGGCAGUUUCUAUCCGUCGGAGGGUUGGGCGUGUGGAAGAUAUGUCCCAUCUUCAAAGGUGUCGGCUAUGCGGCGGCUGUGAUGGCGUUUUGGUUGAACAUCUAUUUUUUUCUCGCCUGGCGCUUACUUAAGCUAGUGAGUUCCUUUAGGAAAACACUACCGUGGAGCACGUGCGACAACCCGUGGAACUCUAAACGUCAAGUUCUACAGAUAUCCAGCGGACUGGGAGAGCCUGGUGCGCUACGCUGGGAGCUAGCGCUAUGUCUAUUUGCCGUCUGGGUGAUGGCUUACUUCUGCAUCUGGAAGGGAGUCAAGUGGACCGGUAAGGUGGUGUACUUCACAGCGCUGUUUCCCUACUUCUGCAUGAUCGUACUGCUCAUCCGCGGCUUGACCUUACCUGGAGCCAUCGACGGUAUCAAGUUCUACUUCAUGCCCGACCUCUCACGACUGCUCGACUCGCAGGUAUGGAUAGACGCAGCCACGCAGAUCUUCUUCUCCUAUGGUCUAGGCCUUGGAUCCCUCAUCGCUCUCGGAAGCUACAACAACUUCAACAACAACGUCUACAAGGACUCGUUGAUCGUGUCGUGCGUCAAUAGCGGCACCAGCAUCUUCGCCGGAUUCGUCAUCUUCAGCGUCAUCGGCUACAUGGCUCACGAACAGGGCAAGCCCAUCGCCAAGGUGGCAGAAUCUGGACCAGGCCUGGCAUUCCUCGCCUAUCCUUCGGCCAUGAUCGCUAUGCCGUGGUCAUCUUGGUCAAUCUGCUUCUUUUCUAUGCUAGUGCUGAUAGGGCUGGACAGUCAGUUCUGCACGCUGGAGGGAUUCAUCACGGCGCUCGUGGACGAGUUCCCGCGUCAACUGCGACCCAGACGAGAACUCUUCAUCGCCUUCAUCUGCGGGAUCUCCUAUCUCAUCGGCCUCUCCUGCCUGACGCAGGGAGGAAUGUACAUGUUCAAGAUCUUCGACUACUACUCGGCAAGCGGCACGUGCUUGCUCUUCAUCAUGUUCUUCGAGUGCAUAGCAAUAUCCUGGUCGUAUGGUAAGAAGCCGAUACGCGGGGGACGCGGUAUCACGUCCCUCCUUUCUACGUGUGAUACCAACCUCCGCGACACUCUUGUUUUAAGCACCGUUUACAACUCUGACAACCCCGAGAUGAUUGGCUUUUACCCUGGCAUCUGGUGGAAGAUCGUCUGCUGGACGUUUACCAUACCGAUCAUCUGCGCUUCUUGUUCAGUUCAAGCGCUCACCUACAUGGACUACACGUUCCCGCGACUGGGACAGGCGAUCGGGUGGUGUAUGGGUCUCGCAUCAAUGCUGUGCAUACCAGCAUACAUGGUUUACAAAAUUUAUCGAUGA